CAGGGGCGUCCUUAGUGACAUGUAGUUACCGAAAACUUGUCGGUACGGUAAACGUAAACUAAAAUCAUUUCACGUGUAAGACAUUAGUUUUCCGGACACUUGACGGGUAGGAGCGAUUCGCGGCUUGAUUCUGGAAGUAUUAAAGAAUAAAUAACAAACAAGAUGGACAAAUCAAGCGGGCUAAAGGAAGAUGGAAGCCCAAAUAUUGCUGCAAGAGAGAGGGGACCGGGACCUGGUCGCUAUGGACUUCCUUCCACUUGUGGAUAUAUUAAACACGACUCCACCAAACACAUGAAACCUGCUUACUCCUUUGGCAACCGGCUAGAGAACUCUAUGUUUGGAAAAGACAUCAGUCCAGGCCCAGCACAUUUCAUCACCCCUACCAUCACAAGAGUUGGAAAGGAUGGCACGCCAGCAUAUUCCAUCCUAGGCCGACAGAAGGAUCCAAAUACAUUUGUCACACCCUCACCGUACGCCUACAGUCCAGAGAAGGUGCACCCACAAGGCGAGCGCCACGCUCCAGCCUACUCCAUGGGUGCCCGCACCCGGUUUAGGAAGCGAGACCAAAGCCCCGCCUCCAACAGCUACACCCUGCCAAAGCUCAUCGGGCCCAAGGUGCCCAACAAGAAGUCCUCAGCCAGCUACUCUAUGACGGGCCGGCCCACAGUUGGCAGCUACCUGGAGGACAUGUCUAAGACACCAGGCCCGGGCAGCCACAACGCCGUGCAUCCAGACAUCACCCAGAACAAGAAACCCCUGUACUCCAUGCUAGGUAGGAACAAUAUGCCCGGGGACGGGACACGUAAGCCUGGACCAGGAGCCCACAGCCCAGAGAAGGUGACUGUCAACAAGAAGAAGUACCCAAGCUACUCCCUGGGGAUCAAACACUCGGAAUUCGUCUGUCCGCUCAUCAUCGAUGUCACCGACUAGAUGCAGAGGUCAUCAGAGAGUCUUGCCAGUAGUUUACAUAUCUCUCCAGUCACAGAAGCUUUAUUUAAAAAAGGUUUUUGGCCAGGGGCCAAUUUUCACAGACCUACAUGUAUUGCUGUGGCGUGCAGAAAUUAAAUAUACUGUCAAGCAAAACUAUUUCUCAGGCAAGUGCUGAUAAGAAUCUUGGAAGAAGCAAUGCACAAGUACAUCAUUAUCUUGGCUCAUUUCAGCAAAACUAUGUAUCUUUCAGCACUUAUACCCUGUUAAAUUGGUCCCAAUGAUAAACCUGCCAAUACAUGUAGUUCCCAAUUUAUUGUAUCACAGCUUCAAGAUAAUUGCUGCAAGAUGGCACACUUUUUGGAUACCCGUUUAGUUAGGUAUUAAAAUGAAGAGAGGCAUGUCUCAAAGUGAUUUCAACAGAAGACAGUUUGAUCAAAAUUUGGUCACUUGAUAUGAUAUAAAACAGCAGUGUUGAUGGGUCAAGGUACCCGGUGCAACUUCUCAUUUAAAAUCAAACGCGGCAACUUUCAGUGAUGCCACAAGGUUCUUUCCCCUCGUUUUCUAUUUUCCCUAUAUUUAUUAUAUAUAUGUACCUAUUUUUCCACAGAAUUCAUUUUACCAACUUUCCGUCCUCACAAUGUACAUGUAUCUAUUUUUUUGGCAGUCAAAGCAGGGUUUGAAAGAUAAACAUGUUUUUCAACAGUUUGGUCCUGUGUGAGGUCACACAUUUCCAUAGAGUUGGAGGAAGCAUGUAAAUAUAUGUAAUAUUAUAUUGGCAGCAGAUAAUGGCAGUAUGUGUACAAUGUACAAUAAGUUCACCAUAUAAGAUCUUUGAAAAGUUCAAAGGUCAGUAUUCCAGGCUUCAAAAUGUGUGCUCACAUUCAUGAUUUAAUAUGCAACCAGUGAUGAAGAAAAUACAAUAAUCUAUGCAGCAUUUGAAUAUUGAUCAUUUUUUGUACAGUAAAAACAUUAAAUGUAACCCAGUUGAUAAAAUGAAAUAAAGCAAUACUUGUACAUGUAUGUAUAUACAUGUACACAUGUAUAAAUGUAACAUAA
Acanthaster planci (crown-of-thorns starfish) is the source of this 1986-nucleotide messenger RNA. RefSeq names its product ciliary microtubule associated protein 1A-like. Gene Ontology annotation, cellular component: cytoskeleton. Lineage: Eukaryota; Metazoa; Echinodermata; Asteroidea; Valvatida; Acanthasteridae. The record is from RefSeq and is a predicted model, not a curated record.